ACAUAUCAAGUAAGCAACGAAAUGAAGAAGAAUCUCCAGUCAGCCAUUAAUGUUGUGGUUUUAUCACUUGUACUUAUCUCCACGGAAUCAUCUCCGACUGUCUGCAUUAUCGGCAGCGGAAUCGGCGGCUCCUCCGUGGCGCACUUCCUGCGGAGCUAUUCAAACUCCGAAAUCGGCACAAUCAGAAUCUUCGAGCGGCACGAUGCUGUCGGAGGGCGCAUGGCAACGGUGACUAUUUCCGGCGAGACAUUCGAGGCCGGUGCCUCCAUUCUUCACCCCAAGAACUACCACGCUUUGAAUUACACUAAAUAUCUAAAUCUCUCUGUCCGACCUUCUGAAUCUGAUUCCUCAUUUGGCAUUUGGGAUGGACGCGAGUUCGUUUUCAAAACCUUCACAUCCCAAUCGAAGCUCCCUAUAUUCCAAAGCCUUGUGUCCUUCGCCAAUUCCAUCUUGUUUUUCUUUCGCUAUGGCUUCUCUCUGUUUCGCAUGAGGACCUUCGUUGAGGGCACCGUGGAUAGUUUCUUGAAGUAUUAUAAAAGUUUUGAGUCGCGGCCAGUAUUUGAGACUGUGGAAGAGAUGCUUAAAUGGUCCGGGCUUUACAAUAUGACGAAGCGAACAUUGCAGGAGGAGUUACUAGAUGCUGGUUUGUCUCCUCGACUCAUUCAAGAACUUGUCACGGUAAGAAGAAACCUCUGUUCUACGUUCUCCAUGUAUGAUUCCUUUCAUUUUAACAUGUAUCCUGUUGCUACUCCUUUUUUGCUGUGCUUGAAAUUGGCAGAGGUCAUACCACUCAUUUUCCCUCAGUCCUCUGCUACUUUGCCUAUGGUGUUUUCAAUGUAA
Nicotiana tabacum (common tobacco) is the source of this 840-nucleotide messenger RNA. The record is from RefSeq and is a predicted model, not a curated record. Lineage: Eukaryota; Viridiplantae; Streptophyta; Magnoliopsida; Solanales; Solanaceae.